Molecule: messenger RNA, 1632 nt
Organism: Neospora caninum
Lineage: Eukaryota; Apicomplexa; Conoidasida; Eucoccidiorida; Sarcocystidae
Exons: 8
Coding region: 1-1632 (543 amino acids)
Source: RefSeq, a predicted model, not a curated record
AUGGCGCGCCAGACAACCCGCCGUUUCUUUGGGGCGCUCGCGUGCGCCUUUGGCGUGGUUCUUGCUGCGGAUUUAACAGCCCCAGUUGGGGGUACUACAGCCGUGCAACAGCUGAACAAACUCUUCUUGCAUCUAAAGAGUCGCAAUGAAAUUUUGCAGCGCAUUAACGCCAUCCGGGCGGAGGCUGCUAGAACUGGAAACGCGCUCGAGUCCGACACCGGUGCGCCUUUUGCUGGUGUCGAGUUAGACGAGGUUUGUGUACACCCCGAGUUGAUCGGGGACGACGUUCUGAAAGUCAUGUCGGCGAUUAAAGACGAUGCCGAACAAAGAGCCGAGCAAACGCGGAAGCGAUCGGAUGAACGCCUGGCCGCGCUGGAGUGUGCUCCAGAAAAGGCCCUUGAGAGCGACAGACAAGCUGCGCGCGCCUUUCGCAAGCUCGCCAAGAAACAACUGGAGCAGAUCCUCGCCGCCAACAUUGAGGAUCAAACAGUGUUUCUGUUUGGCGCUUCCAGUGAGGUUUUCGUGUUCGCGGCGAAGGCGCGCCGCGUGAUUGUGAUUGAGAAGGAUCCCGAUGCUUGCGACAAGUUCCUCGCCUCAGCCCUUGGAAUCUGCUCACUGAAGGACAACGUCCAUAUUUUUUGUAUGAAGCACAACAGUCUAGGAGAGCGCGAGCGUCUCAUGGCGUUUUUCUCCAUGGCUGAAUCCCUUAUUCAAGACCAAUAUAGCGACAUUCCCUUGGACGUCUUACACUCUGACAUGAAUUACCCUGUCGCGCUGGCUCUUAAGAUUUUUGAAGAAAUUGACCAGUCCACGACUCUUGUCUUACGCCACCGCCUCAGCCAUGCUGCGCUCGAGGUUCUUGGGAAAUACUAUCGCCAGGUUCUGCUCGUUCUUCCUGACGAGAUGGACCCUGACGUGACGAAUUCGGCGUCGGUCCUGCUGCUGCGGAAGAAGUACGUGCCUGAUCCUCCACCGAAUCUCUGGGAGUCGUUCGUCAGCCCGGAGUGGCAGUUAGCUCCACGCGAAGAGCCGAUGGUCCUGUUUAGAGAUCUCGUUAGCCAGAUAUCGGAGCGUUUCCAGCAUGAACUGGACGAGCUGGAGAACACCCGCUUGGGCAUUCAGGCUCGGGCCAUCCGGUCUCACUACCAUCUGGCCACUGAUGAGGAAAGACAGGGAGACAUCGCCUUUCUCGAUGAGCUCCGGACCACGCUGGACAAUCCCCAGACACACUUCGCUACCGUCCAGGAAUUGUUUCGGCGGAGGUCACAGGAAGUGGCUGACAUAGAACGGAGUACUUCGGUUUUGAAAGAGUAUUUUGAGCCGCUGGACAAAGCCAUUGCUGCGAUGCCUGAGGAUUCUAUGAAGCACUUGCUCCAAGACAUGCAAAACGAUUUCGUCGUGGCAACGAACCGAAUCGACACAACUGAUAGCCAGCUGGAAUUGCUGGAAGAUAUCCUAGAACUGUUGAAUCCAGAGCUGUUCACAAGCUCUCAGCUCCUCCCAAAGUCCCUCCACGCGCUCCGCUUGGCAGUUGCCUCACUCAACAUCAUCACGGACGCGCACGCAAUCGUGCGCGACAUUGAAGAAACUGUUUUUCGGGGUGUUGAUCCGGUUUCUCUUGUUAAGGCAUAA